AUGACCCCCUUUUUCGAUAAAUUUCUAAGAAUCGGAGAAGACGGUGACGGAAAUGGAAACAUCGCUCGAUACAACUCAAAUGGACACGAAAGUGAUCGAGACUCAAUCAGCCAAACGAACAGAUGGAAACGACCAGAGAGCUUCUCCAGAUCAAAUGGCCCUUCUGCAAAGCGCGCAAAUACGGCAAAUACACCCCUGCUAAAGUUGCGCACUCCAGUUCCAGCGAUUUGGACCUCGCCGCGAUUGAAGUCGAACCAACUUCUGGACAGACGCUACAAAAAAGCCUGGAACAAGAUCCUGCCUCAUCUAAACACUGCCGACAAAUUCGCUGUCUAUAACACAAACACCCACUUUCGCAUCGAACAUGGCGAGCAACUCGAACAGUACGCCGUAAAAGAAGUCGAAAAAGUGUCGAUGCGUCUUUUCGGCGCCGAAGCCGAAGGAAGACGCCUCGCCAGAAGCUACGACAAUGACAACUGGUCGCUCUUUAGGGCGUUCAUGUGGAUCAACGAACAGACCUACCACUCGGUCUACACCUUUUUCAGAUACUGCCUGCGCGAACGAAGACAACCUUCGAAUCUGGCCAUGUUGCUCAAGGCCAACACACUGUCAAAACUGAUAAAGCAAGAUAGAAUCGCCCUCUACGCUCAAAAUCUACGUUAUCUCUUCAAUAGGACGCACGUCGAAACCUGCGAGCUAACAGAAAGCCCAGAUUGGUACAUUGCCUUCGACCCUCACACCGAUCAGCUACUGGUGCUAGAUUUGUCAAGUGGCUUCAUAGAAAUGCAAAAACAAGUUUACUGUAUUCAUCAAGACUCGCUCAGUUACGGCUACCAACACUUGGCCGGUCUUCUGAAUGGCACUUUUCUAAAAGAAAACAUCUGCGUCAUCUUCAACGAUUUAAUGGAAUCGAGGCGACUGAAUAUCAUCGAUCUGGCUGCGGAAAAUGUCCGCUGCAUCGAUGCCGACUUUCUAGGCCUCUUCAACGAAUCCCGCCUCGCCUGUCUCAAAGAAGUCCAAGACAAACUGUCGUUUAUGAUGGGCCAGAAGAUAUUCAAAGAGUCUCUCAGAGACAUUAUUGAGAAUUUCCCGCUGGAAGAGUGGAAGAAUUUGAAAACGAUUGGCGCUUCUCUUCUUAGUUUCGACAUAGAAGAGGACAAAUCGAUCAAAGCCGAGUGCAUGUUCACGAUGAAAUCUGUGACGCUGCAUGAAUUUCCCGCAUCGUUCAAGUUCUUCGCCGCCUUCACCAUCCCUCAAGAAUCAGACGAAGUCUCCGUCGAAUCCGUUUUCAGAGGCUUCGAAAAAUUACCCGAUCACUGA
Oikopleura dioica is the source of this 1320-nucleotide messenger RNA. The record is from the annotation of a GenBank genome assembly. Lineage: Eukaryota; Metazoa; Chordata; Appendicularia; Copelata; Oikopleuridae.